UUCUUUCAGAUAAUAAUGGAAGACUACUUGAAGAUAGAGAAAGUUGGAGAAGGAACCUAUGGGGUGGUGUAUAAGGGCCGACACAAGGCCACGGGGCAGGUGGUGGCCAUGAAGAAGAUCCGUCUGGAGAGCGAGGAGGAGGGGGUCCCCAGCACCGCCGUCAGGGAGGUCUCUCUGCUCCAGGAGCUCAAACACCCCAACGUAGUCCGACUCCUGGACGUCCUGAUGCAGGAGUCUCGUCUCUACCUCAUCUUUGAGUUCCUGUCCAUGGACCUGAAGAAGUACCUGGACUCCAUCCCGUCUGGACAGUACAUGGACCCCAUGCUGGUCAAGAGCUACCUGUACCAGAUCCUGGAGGGUAUUUACUUCUGUCACUGUCGUCGAGUUCUCCACCGGGACCUGAAGCCCCAGAACCUCCUGAUCGACAACAAAGGAGUCAUCAAACUGGCCGACUUCGGCCUGGCCCGGGCCUUCGGGGUCCCUGUGAGGGUCUACACCCACGAGGUUGUGACACUGUGGUACCGGGCCCCUGAGGUCCUCCUGGGGUCCCCCCGCUACUCCACCCCGGUGGACGUGUGGAGCACCGGCACCAUCUUUGCGGAGCUGGCCACUAAGAAGCCUCUGUUCCACGGAGACUCUGAGAUAGACCAGCUCUUCAGGAUCUUCAGGACUCUAGGAACCCCCAACAACGACGUGUGGCCUGACGUGGAGAGUCUUCCUGACUACAAGAACACGUUCCCUAAGUGGAAGUCUGGGAACCUUUCGUCUAUGGUGAAGAACCUGGACAAGAACGGCCUGGACCUGCUGGCGGACAUGUUGACCUAUAACCCCCCUAAGAGGAUCUCGGCCCGGGAGGCCAUGAGCCACCCGUACUUCAGUGACCUGGAUAAAUCCACUCUGCCUGCUGCCUCCAUCAGCAACAUGUAACACACCUCCGACACGUCAUCACAUCCUGUAAAUACUUGUGUGUGCUUCUUGUUUUAGACCUUUAGGAAAGUUUGUCUUCAAUAAAACUGCACUUUCUGUCAUCCCCACAACUUUAUAAUCCAUGUUUGUCCUUUUUUACUAUUUCUCUCUGAAAUAGUGUCUGAAUUUCUAAAAAUAAACGUCUUUUAUCAAU
This is a messenger RNA of Centropristis striata (black sea bass), 1120 nucleotides long. RefSeq names its product cyclin dependent kinase 1 (gene cdk1). Lineage: Eukaryota; Metazoa; Chordata; Actinopteri; Perciformes; Serranidae. Bases 16 to 927 code for a protein of 303 amino acids. Gene Ontology annotation, cellular component: nucleus. The record is from RefSeq and is a predicted model, not a curated record. The transcript has 7 exons. Gene Ontology annotation, biological process: protein phosphorylation; G2/M transition of mitotic cell cycle; mitotic G2 DNA damage checkpoint signaling. Gene Ontology annotation, molecular function: RNA polymerase II CTD heptapeptide repeat kinase activity; ATP binding; cyclin-dependent protein serine/threonine kinase activity.